Messenger RNA from Schistosoma mattheei, 2691 nucleotides. The record is from the annotation of a GenBank genome assembly. NCBI's taxonomy places the organism in Eukaryota, Metazoa, Platyhelminthes, Trematoda, Strigeidida, Schistosomatidae.
GCAUAAGGCAAGCAAUCUAUCCCCAAUGGACAUAGUUGUGAUAAUUUCCUUCUUGAUCGAAUAUUAUAGCUUGCAUUUAAAUCUCCAAUUUGGAUACAAGUAGUCUUUUAUAAUUUUGGGGUAACUAGGAACGAACAAAAGAUAAAUUUUUCCAUUAUUAACUUCUAAUAAUACCAACACCAGCUUUCAUCUUUAUGUGAUGGUUAGGUUUGCAUAUUCUGAUGACCCAGUCGAUAUAUAUAUUAGACAGAAUAUUCAUUCUUUCAUGUCCUACCAUACCAGACAGUUUGGUCUUUGAGUUGUAAGUUUGAAAGUAAUAAACUCAUGGUCUGGGACGAAUUUUUACUUCUGAAUGUACAAAAGCAUAACGGCAGUCAGGGGUUUUUGUGGCGAUGUUUUCUCUGGAUAACAGAAGGAGAGCGUGGGGAUGGCCUCAGAAAUAUCAAUAUUUCAUGUGUUUCUGUCUUCGCUGUUAAGACCCUAAAGGUAUAGUUCUAAGUCGUUCGAAACUCGAUAGGGCGCCGUACAUUACUGGCUUCAAGCAGUUGUCUGUUUUUCACUUCAUUUGCGCUUCCUAGUCGUUUAGAUCACUUCCAACCCAAUCUCUUUUGUAGGUACCUCACUGAGAAUUGUCCUUCGACAGUGGGCAACGUGCGAGUGACAACUUUCCUCCUACAACAUGUGAAAUCACCUCGUCCAUCAUUAAGCCUUAUCUUCAUUACCUAGCUGAAACAAGUUUACAGAUUACAUAUUUAUCAUAUAUACAUCAAUGGCUUCAGUGUUUGCAGGUUUUCUGAUUUAUCAGAAUUACUGUGAUCGAACCUGUUUUUUUUACUAUGAACGUCUGUUCAGAAGAACUCAGCCUUCAGCUUUCUUUUCUCUCAUAUACUUUACGAGAAACUACUUGUGACUUGGAAGAAUGCCGAUAUUAAUAUCGGUCCGGCUGUUUGCUGUGACUGCGGAAUAGUUGUUACUUAUUACAGUGAAACAAGAUUGCUACACCGACUGAAGAAAGGAAAAUAGUGUGAAUCUAGACUUAUUCAUUAACUGACCACUGAUCAAAGAGACUUCAAAGCUAACUAUAAGGUGUAUAUCAUUUUAAAUUUCCAGUCAAUGGAUAAAUUUUGGACGGGCAGUGGUUAACGUAAAUUAAUUAACAGUUUAGUUUCUAUAUAACUUACAAAAUGGAUAAGUUUACCUACUUGACUGAAAAAUAUAGCUCGUCACUGAGUUGUACGUUUGUUUUUUGACCCAACUUUAUACUUCUAUUUCUGAAUCCAACCACAUCUUAGAUUCCUCUGAACCACUUUCUAGUCUGAAGGAUAUAUUGCCAACGUUACCCCGUUUCAAGAUGUCUUUUGGAACUGAAAUCUUUUAGUGCGGCUAUAUUCUGUAGCAGUCGUCCUCGAGGUGAAAUUAGUUUACUACCAACACAGUCUGUGGUAGAAGUCUCCUAUAUUUCGAUAACUGGGUGGUGAUAAUGUUUUUGUAAUCGUCACUUGAAUUCUCUAUAUAUUACAUGCAAAUACAGAAUGAGUGUGGCCAAGAAUUCGCUGGAUAACACGGGAAAUUCCAAUGAUGCUAUCGAUUGGGAUGAUAUGGUUUAUCAUCCAGCAUUCGGAGCAGAUAUUGAUCCCAAAGCAGGCUUACAUCCAGCUACUGAAGCUUUGCAAGCACUGAAAUAUGAAUCAGAAGAUUCAGAUGCUAAUGCUCGUAGUUACAAAGAAGAAGGAAAUUAUUAUUAUAAGGGGAAAGACUUUUCUAAAGCGAUAUUGUCUUAUACAGGUGGCCUACGUGCAAAGUCAUCAGAUAGUAAAUUAAAUGCAAUACUGUAUACCAAUAGAGCAGUAUGCCAUUUCUAUCUAAAGAAUUACCGAUCAUGUAUUCGUGAUUGUAAGUCUGCUGUUAGUUUGUCACCGGAUUAUGUUAAAGCUUAUGUAAAAGGGAUUGAGGCUUGCCUAGCACUUUCAAAAAUUGAUGAAGCUUUAGAAUUGUCAUCAACCGGCUUAAAUAUACUGCCUUCUUCUCCUGAAUUACUUGAUGUACAAUAUAAGGUUCUUAAAAAGCAAAUGGAAUUAGAUAAGGAGGUUGAACAGCGAUCAAGAUUGGAUUGUAGAAAAGAAAAUGAUAUGAAUACUGAAUAUGAGAUUUUAAAGUCACGUGGAAUUGAUGUUAAUCUCAAAUUAAAACCUAUUGAUAUGCCAGAAGUGGGUUGUUCCACAUUUUAUGUGGAUUCAUUGGGUAAAUUUCACUGGCCUAUUCUUUUUAUGUAUCCUGAAUUCGGACAAACUGAUUUCCUCCGUGAUGUAAUUGAAUCAAGCAUGAUCAUUGAUUGUUUAAAGUUAGUUUUUGAUGUGAAUCAGCCUCCUCCACCGUGGGAUCCGAAGCGCCUAUACUCCCUUGAAGAUGAUGCUAUAGAGGUUUAUUUUGAACAUGAUAUAAUGAAAAAGUUUAUUCUUUGUUCACCGCAAUGUACAAUCAAAAAACUAACUAAACAAAAUGGAUUUAGUGUCGGCAGAGAUCUACUCAUUAUUUUACAUGUGAUAUCUAAACGAUCAACACAUUUCUAUAGUAGUUGGAAAGACGAGAAAAUUUAACUUUAUUGACUGUCUAGCUUUACGCGUUAUUUGCAGGAAUUAUCUUUGUUUUUUUUUUAAAUACUGGAUAAAAUAAAACCCCAUUUUAGAAGAA